This is a messenger RNA of Schistosoma mattheei, 248 nucleotides long. Lineage: Eukaryota; Metazoa; Platyhelminthes; Trematoda; Strigeidida; Schistosomatidae. The record is from the annotation of a GenBank genome assembly.
AUGAAGCGUAAACAAGAAUAUCUUUACAAUUCAGUAGACAUGGAUGUUGCUGAAAUGCAGGCUGGCAAUAGUCAUGUUCAAUAUUCCAAAUUCAGGUUGUUUGACAAGUUAGUUUCGCCUAUUGCUAAUUCGACGCAAUUAGAGACAUCCCCGUCUACAUCGGCAUCAAAGCGUGUCCAUGGUGCUUCAGCAGACCAGUUAGAUAGGUUGCAUGCAAUGGUGCAAAACAUUUCGUCAACUAUGAAUGA